AUGUUAUAUCGAGUACAACCAUUAUGUUCAUUAUUUCUUCGUCGAAUACCUAUAUAUCAAACUCGUAUAUAUGCUUCAUCAACUGCUACACGUUCCGAUGAUGAUUGGGAACAAGAUCAAACUAAAGAUAAAAAUGAAAAUGAAACACAUGAUGAUGAUGAUGAUGAAGCAAAUAUUGCUUCCAUGAUUGGACCAUAUAUAUCAUCAAAACAAAUAGCAUUUCAUACUGGACAAUUUGAUUCAGAACAAAUUAAGAAAAAAAAUAAACAAGCUUUUCUUGAUGUUAUUGAAGCAUAUAAAAUUCAAUUUCCAAAUCGUCGUGGUCAUGUUGAAUUUAUUCGAGCUGCUCUUAAACGUAUGAAAGAUUUUGAUGUUGAACGUGAUUCUGAAUCAUAUAAAAAACUUUUAUCUGUUUUUCCUGUUGGUCCUUAUCGUCAUCAAUCAAUGUUACAAGUAUCUGUUCGAUUUUGGCCAAAACAAAAUGAAACAGCUUCAGCUAUUAUAUCAGCUAUGGAAUCUCAAGGUAUUCCACCUGAUCUUGAAGUUGUACAUAUGUUAAGAGAAAUUUUUGGUCCAUGGGCACAUCCUGUUCGACGUUUUUCACGUUUUCUUUAUUGGGCACCUAAAUUUAUCAAUAAAAAUCCAUAUCCUAUUCCAUGGGAAUUACCUAAUGAUGAACGUAUAUUAGCAAAAUUAGCACUUCAACGUAUGACAUCAACUGUUGAUAUGGAAACAAAAUUAAUUGAUAUACAUUCAGCAACAGAUAAUCCAUCCGAUAUUGAACAUCCAGCUGAAGAACAUUCAUGGUUAAUUUAUACUUAUACACCUAAACAAAUUAAAUUAGCAUCUAAUUUAUCUAUUGAUAGACCAAUUUAUAUUGAAGGUCCAUAUGGAGUUUAUUUAAGAAAAAAACAAUUACAAUAUUUUGUUUUAAAAGCUGAUCCUUCAUUAGAAUAUUGGCAGAAAAAAAAAGAUUUAGAAAAAUUUAAUACAGAUGAUGGUAACAUUAAAAAAAUCAUAUUUGAUCAUUAUUUUCUUUUUGUUUUUUUUUUGAUAGUUUCUGAUCUACGAUCACCUUUUCAACCUGGUUCUAGUUUAUAUAUACCUCCAUCUGUACAUGAACUUGACGAUGGUAUUAUUUUAUCAUUAUGUAUUAUAGGAAAACCAUUUACAUCAUUAAUUAAUUGUUGGUUAUAUCAUUUAAGACGUCAUUAUAUGUCUAAUCUAAAUCGUAUAGCUGUUGUUGAUAAAACAAAAUUAACUCAAGAAAAACAAAUUGAUCGAUUUUAUACAUCACAUCAACUUGGUACACCAGAAUUUACAAUACCACAUGAUGCAAAAAGAUUAGCUGACGAACCAAGACCAUGGUGGUUUAGAGAUAAAAUUAAUGAUGAAGAUGAGUGA
Rotaria sp. Silwood2 is the source of this 1404-nucleotide messenger RNA. NCBI's taxonomy places the organism in Eukaryota, Metazoa, Rotifera, Eurotatoria, Philodinida, Philodinidae. The record is from the annotation of a GenBank genome assembly.